This is a messenger RNA of Salvia hispanica, 1389 nucleotides long. Its product is annotated as putative ethanolamine kinase. Gene Ontology annotation, biological process: phosphatidylethanolamine biosynthetic process. The record is from RefSeq and is a predicted model, not a curated record. Gene Ontology annotation, cellular component: cytoplasm. Lineage: Eukaryota; Viridiplantae; Streptophyta; Magnoliopsida; Lamiales; Lamiaceae. Gene Ontology annotation, molecular function: ethanolamine kinase activity.
GGAAAUGAUAUAAAAAUCCUUAACCGUCGUGGAGUUCAGAUUUUGCGAUUCUUCUUCAUCAAUGGCGACGGCGGAGAAGAUUUGGAACGCCACGGAAGUGGCGGGGACGCAUAGCUCCGACAUUCCGUCGUCCUCUCGCACCAUCGACCACUCCCUCUCUCUACCGGAACUGAAGCCUCGCAUCGUGGAGCUUUUCAGAGAUUUAUUCAAACAAUGGUCGAAUUUGGAUGAGUCGGAUUUCUCCCUUGAGACAGUAUCUGGUGGCAUUACAAAUCUGUUGCUCAAGGUGUCUGUCAGACAAAGAGAUGGAAAUUCUGUUAGUACGACAGUCAGAUUAUAUGGUCCAAAUACUGAAUAUGUUAUUGAUCGCCAAAGGGAACUGCAGGCUAUCCCAUACCUCUCGGCUGCUGGAUUUGGUGCCAAGUUACUAGGUGUUUUUGGGAAUGGAAUGGUGCAAUCGUUUAUUGAUGCUCGUACACUUACUCCAUCAGAUAUGCGAAAACCAGAGCUUGUAGUAGAAAUCGCUAAACAGCUGAGAAGAUUCCAUGAGGUGGAAAUUCCUGGUUCUAAAGAACCCCAACUGUGGAAUGACAUCUCCAAGUUCUUCUCAAGAGCAUUGACCCUCAAGUUUGAUGACAGCGUGAAGCAAAAGAAGUAUGAGAUGGUUUCGUUUGAAGAAAUUAAUCAAGAAAUCAAUGGCCUCAAGGCAAUGACAGAUCGUUUUAAUGCUCCCGUCGUAUAUUGUCACAAUGAUCUGCUUUCUGGGAAUUUGAUGCUUAAUGACAAUGACGGUAAACUCUACUUCAUCGACUUUGAGUAUGGAUCAUACAAUUACAGAGGCUUUGACAUUGGAAAUCACUUCAAUGAAUAUGCUGGCUACGACUGUGAUUACAGUUUAUACCCAAGCCAAGACGAACAAUUCUUCUUCUUCAGGAACUAUCUAAGCCCUGAUAGACCACAUGAGGUUUCCAUGGAGGCGAUUUCUGCUCUUUACGCUGAAACAAAUGUUUACAUGCUAGCUUCACACCUAUACUGGGCACUGUGGGCUUUAAUCCAGGCAAAAAUGUCUCUGAUCGAUUUCGACUAUCUGAGUUACUUCUUCCUACGCUACAACGAAUACAAGAAGCAGAAGGAGAAGUGUUUUUCGCUGGCACACUCAUAUUUUCAAAGUCGCUAAAUGACUAAUUCUACCGUGCAGCAUGUUGCCAUGUACUGAUGUCGUUGUAAAAAUUUUGGUUGCGGAUUCUGUUGUACUUGGAUGAAUGAAGCUAUGUUUGUGGUGUUGUUAUACCACCUUGUGUGAAGAAAAGAUCCACGGAACGACUCCAUUGUUACGAAAAAUGAGUUGCUGCUUAUCAAUGCCAGUGAUGUUUUCUGUGUUGCUAGUUA